Messenger RNA from Penaeus vannamei (Pacific white shrimp), 1316 nucleotides. Lineage: Eukaryota; Metazoa; Arthropoda; Malacostraca; Decapoda; Penaeidae. The record is from RefSeq and is a predicted model, not a curated record.
UGACAACAAAAUCGCCCCUGUCUGCCUUCCAACUGCUGGUGAAAUGUAUGAUAGUGUGGAUGCCACAAUCACAGGAUGGGGAGCUCAACAGGAGGGAGGAUCCACAUCGGGCACCUUGUUCGAGGUAACAGUGCCCACCAUGACAAACACCGAAUGCAAUACCAAGUACGGAGGACGCAUCACUGACAACAUGAUCUGCGCAGGCAUUCCUGAGGGAGGCAAGGACUCCUGCCAGGGAGACUCUGGUGGACCAAUGGUGGUGGAAGAAAACGGCAAGUGGAAGCUGGUGGGAGUUGUGUCGUGGGGUUAUGGCUGUGCUCGACCUGAUAGGCCCGGAGUCUAUGCCAGAGUUACACAAUAUUUGCAAUGGAUUUCUGACUCAACAACCGGAGUCUGUGUCGAUGGGAACACACCUGCUCCUACAAAUGCCCCGACGACUGCCCCUACAACUGCCCCGACGCCUGCCCCUACUACUGCACCCACGCCUGCCCCAACUUCUGAUCCUAAUACUGAUUGCCCUGGAUGUGGACAAGUCAACCGUGCCAACCGCAUUGUUGGUGGAGUAGAGACGGAGGUGAACGAAUAUCCCUGGAUGGUUUCUCUUGUCGACGGCAGUGGAUACUAUCACUUCUGUGGCGGUUCUAUCAUCUCCAGCCAAUGGGUCGUCACUGCAGCUCACUGUGCAGUUGGCAUGACCACCUCGGAUUAUGUGCUGGUGGGAGACCACAACCUGUACUCCGCAAGCGAAGCCAAUUCUCAGUGGAUGCAGAUUGCUGAAAUUGUGAAUCAUCCGUCCUAUGAUUCCAACACACUGGACAACGACAUUGCCCUCAUCAGACUCAAGACAGAGAUCCAGUUCCCAUCUGACAACAAAAUCGCCCCUGUCUGCCUUCCAACUGCUGGUGAAAUGUAUGAUAGUGUGGAUGCCACAAUCACAGGAUGGGGAGCUCAACAGGAGGGAGGAUCCACAUCGGGCACCUUGUUCGAAGUAACAGUGCCCACCAUGACAAACACCGAAUGCAAUACCAAGUACGGAGGACGCAUCACUGACAACAUGAUCUGCGCAGGCAUUCCUGAGGGAGGCAAGGACUCCUGCCAGGGAGACUCCGGUGGACCAAUGGUGGUGGAAGAAAACGGCAAGUGGAAGCUGGUGGGAGUUGUGUCGUGGGGUUAUGGCUGUGCUCGACCUGAUAGGCCCGGAGUCUACGCCAGAGUUACACAAUACCUUGACUGGAUUUCGACCUCGACCGGAGGUGUCUGCCCAACCGCUGGUUAAGCCAUCCAUCGAUAAGACUAUCAGAAGCCUAAGCCGGGGC